Messenger RNA from Theileria annulata, 558 nucleotides. RefSeq lists its product as uncharacterized. The transcript has 2 exons. The coding region runs from base 1 to 558 and encodes 185 amino acids. The record is from RefSeq and is a predicted model, not a curated record. Lineage: Eukaryota; Apicomplexa; Aconoidasida; Piroplasmida; Theileriidae.
AUGGAAAGUUUGUAUGAGAAUAAUUUGGGUUCGAGUUUGGAGGUGAGGAAUCGUAUAUUUGGAAGUGUAAUAGAGUAUUUUAUAUGUUUGAAGAAGUUUCGUGAUGCAGAUGUAGCAACAAGACAAGCUCCAUCAGAUCCUUUAAUGGAACUUGUUUUAUUAUCACCAAGACGUUCAUUAAUAUUUAUACGUUUCUCAAUACUCUUUUCUAUCUUCAUCUCGGUGAUUUUACUCGUUCCUGAUCUUAUAAUCUCCAAAUUCGAUCAUUUCUCAUCAAAUGUAUUAAGAUUUGCUUUUACUGUUGUGUUGUAUUAUUAUACAUUUCCACCAAAUCAUGAAACUAGAAAAUAUAAAUAUAAAAGUAUAAUAUUACCAAAAGUUGUUUAUAAAAAUGCUACGGGAUUGAAAUCAGAAUGUUGUGGUAUAUGUUUAGAUGAUUUUACUGAUGAAGAUGUUUUAAGAAUAUUACAAUGUUAUCAUGGAUUUCAUGUCAAAUGUAUUGAUUUAUGGUUAUGUAGAAGUCUAGUAUGUCCAUUAUGUAUGAAAACACUUAUCUAA